AUGUCUGACACCGUGCUGCUGUUUUUGAAGGAGGCCUCCAAAAAGAGGGAGUUCCAGGUGGUCGUGGCCGAGGCGGCCCCGCGCUACGACGGCCAUAAGAUGGCGCGCAAGCUGGCGGACGCAGGCGUGCAGACCACCCUCAUAGCGGACUCUGCCGUGUUCGCUUUGAUGGCCCGCGCCAACAAGGCGAGCUGGGCCGCAUGGACGGGGCCCUGGGGGGGGGGCAAGGCCGCGGGGCAGGGGGUGCUGGUGGGCGCGCACGCCGUGCUCGCCAACGGCGGCGUGGUCGCGCCCUCCGGCAGCCACGUCGUCGCGCUGGCGGCGCGGCGCCACUCUGUGCCGCUGGUCGUGCUGGUGGGCCUGCACAAGCUGAGCCCCCUGUUCCCCCACGACCCAGACGUCACCUUCAACGAGUUCAAGUCCCCGGCCGAGGUGGCGGAUUUCGAUGUCCUCGCGGAGGCCUUUGUCCGCCGCGACGAGGGCGCGGAGCCGGUCAAUGUUGAGGUGUCAAACCCCUGCUUCGACUACGUGCCCCCGCACCUGGUCAGCCUCUUCGUCACCGACACCGGGGGUUACACGCCGUCGUACGUGUACCGCCUGCUGGCGGAGUACUACAGCAGGGAGGACUACCUCCUGAGUGCAGAGCUCCUGAACCUCAUCAACAAGUAG
Messenger RNA from Monoraphidium neglectum, 669 nucleotides. Its product is annotated as Translation initiation factor eIF-2B subunit beta. Gene Ontology annotation, cellular component: eukaryotic translation initiation factor 2B complex. The record is from RefSeq and is a predicted model, not a curated record. Gene Ontology annotation, molecular function: guanyl-nucleotide exchange factor activity; translation initiation factor activity. Lineage: Eukaryota; Viridiplantae; Chlorophyta; Chlorophyceae; Sphaeropleales; Selenastraceae. The transcript is spliced from 5 exons. Bases 1 to 669 code for a protein of 222 amino acids. Gene Ontology annotation, biological process: translational initiation.